UUGAAGGGUGCACUAAGUAAUUGAAAAAAAAAAAAUAGCCCUCAGAUUCAUCAAAGACCAAACAAAAAACAAUUGAAAAAAAAAAAGAAGAUAAUUACAAAAUUUGAAUUAAACCCCAAAAAAUUUAAGAAUUCUCUGUCUGGCAUAUUGAGCUGUGAGAUUGAUUCAUCGCAGCAACAACAGCACCGUCGUCCCUGCAUCGAGAUUCAGCUCGAUUAUUAGGAAUAUAUUAUCAAAUUAGGCAGGAUAUUAUGGCUGUACAAUCUGGGUCAGGUUCAUCAGAGAAGAAAUCAAGCAAUGGAGAGAAUGAGUUGCUGACUUUUAAUGCUGAGAAUAUGCAAAGCAACAUGAAAAUCAUAUAUUACAGCCGAACAUUUUUAUCUAUAAUUGGCGGAGUUGUUGCUGGUAUUUUGGGAUUUACAGGCUUGAAAGGAUUUGUCUUUUACUCACUUCUCAUGGCAUUUACUUCACUUGGGCUCAUAGCCAAAGCAAAGUUUUCAAUCCACACAUACUUUGAUUCCUGGAACCGUGUGCUAAUUGAUGGCUUUCUCGGUGGUCUAAUGUCGUUCGUGCUGUUCUGGACAUUUGCAUAUGACAUUGCUCAUAUAUUUUGACCGACGGAAUGUGCAAAUGUUUCUAGAGAAGGCAAUUUUUUCUCCACCAUUGCGGCUAUUCAGAAUGGAAGUUACAACAAUACACCCUUCACUUACUAGAUAGCUUUCAUGAUGUUACUGUUUUAAAACAAUGUAACCUAUACUUUCAUUAUCUUAUACAUGUUCACGUAUAAUUUAAUAUAGAACCACAAGUGGGAAGGACUUGAUAUUUUUCAUCAAAUGUAUUGUGAUGUAGAUUUCAAGUUGUCCAAAUUUAUGUCAUUAUUCUGUUGGCUUUACUUCGGUAUGAAACUAUAUCAAUAUCAAUGACUAAACAGCUUUCUAGUUCUAAGAUAAAA
Trifolium pratense (red clover) is the source of this 952-nucleotide messenger RNA. Its product is annotated as ER membrane protein complex subunit 6. The record is from RefSeq and is a predicted model, not a curated record. The transcript has 5 exons. Gene Ontology annotation, biological process: autophagosome assembly; protein folding in endoplasmic reticulum. Bases 252 to 614 code for a protein of 120 amino acids. Lineage: Eukaryota; Viridiplantae; Streptophyta; Magnoliopsida; Fabales; Fabaceae. Gene Ontology annotation, cellular component: membrane; EMC complex; endoplasmic reticulum.